Molecule: messenger RNA, 1113 nt
Organism: Entamoeba histolytica HM-1:IMSS
Lineage: Eukaryota; Evosea; Mastigamoebida; Endamoebidae
Product: protein kinase, putative
Exons: 2
Coding region: 1-1113 (370 amino acids)
Biological process (GO): peptidyl-serine phosphorylation; peptidyl-threonine phosphorylation
Molecular function (GO): protein serine/threonine kinase activity; ATP binding
Source: RefSeq, a predicted model, not a curated record
AUGUCUGGUGAUAUAGACAUCUUUGGAGAUGAUAGUUCUAUUGAUAUUCCUAUCACAAAAGAACAACACCAAUUUAAUGAAGCUAUUGAGUCAAUAACAGAUAAAGAUGGAUAUUUUCUUGGAAGAAAUGGAGAAGUUGUAAAUGGGUAUCAACUAGAAAAGAAGGUUGGACAAGGAACAUUUGGAACUGUUUAUUUAGCGAAAAAAAUAACAACAACAACAAAAGAAGAAGAAGUUGCAUUAAAAAUUAUUCGUAAAAAUGAAAGAAUGGUAAAGUUGUCACAAAAAGAGGCACAAUUAGUAAAAGAAGUGAUGUCACUAAAAGGAAUUUAUAUUGUUCAGUUAAUAACUGAAUUUAUGUAUAAAGAUCAUUAUUGCAUUGUUCUUGAAAAAAUGGAUAUGAGUUUGAGAGAAUUAUUAUCACAUAAACCAAAUGAAGAAGGAAUUGAUAUAUUUCAUAUACAACGUUAUGGAAAACAAUUAUUUGAAGCCCUUCAUGUAUUACAUACAAAAUGUGAAAUAUAUCAUUGUGAUAUUAAACCUGAUAAUAUUUUAAUUGAUCUUCAUUCAGAUACAAUUAAAUUAGCAGAUUUUGGUACAGCACUUCAUCCAUAUGAAUUAACUAUUGAUAGUGAAUUAGGAAGUAGAUAUUAUAGACCACCAGAAGUAAUGGUUGGCUAUCCAUUUGAUGGAUCAUUUGAUAAUUGGAGUAGUGGUGUAACACUAUAUGAAUUAUUUACACAUUCAUUUUUAUUUACUGGGGAAAGUAAUAAUGACAUGUUAUAUCAAAUUAUUCAACUUAAAGGUUCAUUUCCUCAGAAAAUGAUUCGAGAAGGGAAAUUUUCAUCAAAUCAUUUUACACAAGACUUUAAAUUCAUUCAUUAUGAAACAGAUGUGUUUGGAAAAGAACUUGCAAGAAGAAUUUCUUAUUCUCAACAACCUAUUAGAAUUUCAUCAAAAUUAAUUCAUUCAUUAAAAGAAAGUAAUGAACAAUUAUCAUUAAUAUACAUAUUUGCACAAUUACUAGAAAAACUCCUUGUCAUUGAUCCAACAAAACGAUUUAAUUCGAUUCAGGCGAUAAAUCACACCUUCUUUACACAAACAAAGGAAUAG